UCUUCAGUGGCAGAAUUCGGUCUGGUAGACAGAGCCCAGAGCAGCGAAUACCCUACUGACAAGCGAAUUCUGUCUGCUCUCCUGCCACUGUUGGGGCGGUUCGGUGAACCACAACGGUCACCGUGUACUGUAGCUAUCUUGACCUCCUGGGCUCUCCGGUCGAGCCGGCUAGGCAGCAGAGUUGCGCCGACCCUAUUUUCGAUCGCAUCGCGACCCUAUUUUCGAUCGCAUCACGACCUUUGCAUCGCGAUCAGCUGAUUCUUCGCGUGGCGUGCUCCUCCCCACUUCACGGCGGGGUGGCCAACCAUGGCCUCCGCGAAGGGGGUACUGCGGAACGUGCAGGCGCAGGAGGAGGCGUCUCCGCAUUCCCCGCGGGAGGGGGGAGUCCUGCGCAACGAUGAGCUGGCGCGCCAGCUGGAGCAACUUAAAGACAUCGACGCGCUGCAGGCCUUAGCACACAGCAUGGCAGCCGGGGGAAAGGAAGGCUCGUCUGUGCUCACUGCGGCUCAGCUGGGAGAGGUGAUAUCUGCGCUGCAGGCGCAGGUGCAGGCUGAGGUGGCGACGCACCAUGACGAGCUGCUGCAGCAGUUAUCCUCGUUAAAAGACACUGAGGGCGUGCUCUCUGUGGUGCGCGCUGGAGUCGACUCUUUACUAGCCUCCGUCCAGCGUGUGCGGGCAGAGAUAGCGGACCCGUAUCGAGCCAUUCAGGUGAAGACACGCCAACUAACAGCGCUGUACGACACCAUGGAGCUGCUAAGAGCCGUCAUUAAAUACCUCAAGCUGGUGCGCAAGUUGCGGGAGCACCUAUCAUCAGGGGUGGAAAAGGCCGAGCUGAGCAAGGCGGGGCAGGUGUGGCAGGAGGUGGAGACGGUCCGGAGGGAGGCGCAGCUGGGGGGGGUGCAUCUGGUGGACGGGCAGCAGCAGUGGGUGGCGGAGGCAGGGCAGGCGAUCAGAAGGGAGGCGAUGAAGUCGCUGGAAGCAGGGAUGGAGGCGAUGAACCAGGCUGAAGUGGGCAGCGUGCUGCAGGUGUUCUUCAACAUGGGCGAGCUGCGCCCCACAGUGGACCAGCUGGUGGCGAAGCACAAGGGGCAGGCGAUGAGGGCAGUGGCCACCGGGCUCGACAUGAAGGCAAUCAGUGCAAGCAUGGGAGCAUCCGGGGGAGGUGGAGGCUUAGGAGGGUCUGUGGGUGGACCAGGAGGAGCCAUGCGGAGCGGCACACCUCCAAUGGGAGGGGCACCCCGAGCCAGGGAGGCUCUCUGGCAGAGGCUGACAGGAUGCCUGGAUGAGCUGGCGCGUGUGAUGGUGCUGACGUGGCACCUCCAGCGAGUGAUGGCGAAGAAACGAGACCCCAUCUCACAUGUGGUGUUCCUGGAUCAUGUGCUACAGUCAGGGGACGUCCUCCCCACGGAGCGGGUGUGGGAGGCGCUGGUGCGGGCGUUCGCCUCUCAGCUUCGAGCCACGUUCACCGCCUCCUCCUUUGUCAAAGAGACGUUCGUCUCCGCCUACCCGCGCCUCUUGGCGUCUAUUGAGGGGUUUUUGGACCGUCUACAGGCGGAUACAGAUGUCCGGGCGCUUGGGGGAGGGGGAGGAGCUGGAUUGGGAGGAGUUGGUGGGAGUGGGAUGGGAGGAGGGGGAGGAGUGGGGGGUUCGUGGGCGAAUGGAGGCACGCCACCUGUCAUCUCGGCGGAGCAUCGAGCGCAGCUGAUGGCUGCAGUGGAGCCGUUCCAGGUUGCAUACUUGACCCUCUCACUCUCCCGGAUGACCGACCCGAUCAAUGCAAUGAUGCCAGCAGCAGGGGGGGGGAGGGGGGGGGUUCCGGGGCCUGAGGCAGGGUUGAGGCUUAUAACGAGGAUGGAGGAGGAGGUGGAGGCAGUGAAGGGGAACGGGCGGCUGCUGCGACUCGUGCUGGCGAGUGCCGGCAAGGCGCUGCAGCUGCUGGCAGAGCGAUGCGAGUACCAGGUGGCCACUGGCCCGGAGUCCCGGCAGGUCCUGGCCCCCUGCUCGCCAUCCCAGCAGCGCAACAUCGCCCUGUGCGUGCUGCUGGGAGCCGUGCACACGCGCUGCAUGCACCUGCUGGCGCGGCUCCCCGAAGAGGCUGAUGCUGUGAUGGAGGCGGGUGUGGGGUCCGUGCACGGUGUGGCGAUGGACGCUGUUGCUCCACUGUUCAAGGCCAUGCGGGACCGCAUCGAGGCCUGCCUUCUGCAGAUCCACCAGCAGGACUUCGCCUCGGACGACCCCAACGCGCCUCCCUCCUCCACCACCCCGCCUCCCCCCGGCGCCGCCUCAAGAAACCGCCAGAACAGCAGCAGCGGGGGCUCGAGGGCAACCCAGAAACAGCAGCAGCAGCAGCAUGAGUCAGCAGGGGACAACUGUUCCCCAUACAUGGAGAACACCCUCCGUGCCAUCACUCAUUUCCACACUGAGUUUCUCUCCAAGCUUCUCCCCCCUGACUCCUCUUCCUCUGCGAUGGCUCUCUCGACACCUGCUUCGUCCAUAUUCGCUGCGUCCCUGUCUGGUGCUGCCGCCUCGGGUCCUCUCUCGCCGUCCACCGCCCUGCCUCCUGCAUCUGUGUCCGAACCCGUUGCACAGUCUCUUGCGAAACGCCUGGCAUCCCGCACGCUGCUCUUCUUUGUCCGUCACGCGUCUCUCGUGCGUCCGCUCUCAGAGGCCGGUCGCCUGCGCCUAGCCCGAGACAUGGGCGAGCUGGAGUUCGCAGUGGGGCAGCACCUCUUCCCCAACCAUGCUCUCGGGCCGUCCUACCGUGCCCUGCGUGCCUUCCGGCCCUUGCUGUUUCUGGACUUGGAUAAGAUCCCCACCAGCUCGCUUCUGCAGGACCUUCCCCCAAGCGUCGUCUUGCACCAUCUCUUCUCCCGCGGGCCACCCGAGCUGCUCUCCCCCUAUGCGCGCAUCCAGCAGCCCCCGGCGCGCUACUCCCUGUGGAUGGACCAGCACAGCGAGCAGCAGGCAUGGCAGGGGAUAAAGGCUUCUCUAGAUGACUAUGUGGGGAGUGUGAAGGCGAGGGGAGGGAAGGAGUUCCACCCGGUGUACCCAGUGAUGCUGCAGCUGGGGCAAACUCUGCUAGGGGGCGCAAAUGAGGGGAAGUAAGGGGUAGGUGUGACCUGGUGUGGCUACUGGGGCAGAUGCUGCUUGGAGGGGGGGGAUGAGGGGAAGGGAGUACGUCACUCUGUGGCUGGACCAGCACUCGGAGCAGCAGGCGUGGCAGGGAAUCAAGGCAUCCCUGGAUGACUAUGUGGGCAGCAUGAAGGCAAGGGGAGGGAAGGAGUUCCACCCGGUGUACCUGGUCAUGCUGCAGCUGGGGCAAAUUCAUCUAGGGGACGUGAAUGAGGGGAGGUAGAAGUUCCUUCCAUUGGGGAGUAUUGUGGGUGGGGGGGUGUUAGAAAUAGACUGCGAAUACUACUUUUGUAUUUGUACUUUUAUAUCCUAGUUUAGGUUAUGAAUGUUCUAGUGGGUUAGGGUGUACUCACAAAUCCCAACCUCACCCAAUUGUGAUCCCCCCAAUCUCCAAUUACCCAAUUAGAGAUUCCGGAGAUCCCAAUGGGGAUUCCCUCCAAUUCUCCCUUCAUCCAUUCACUCUCACCUUGCCAUGUACUUAUAGAGCCUUGGGCUCCUUACAUAAUC
This is a messenger RNA of Closterium sp. NIES-67, 3639 nucleotides long. The record is from the annotation of a GenBank genome assembly. NCBI's taxonomy places the organism in Eukaryota, Viridiplantae, Streptophyta, Zygnematophyceae, Desmidiales, Closteriaceae.